Messenger RNA from Osmia lignaria (orchard mason bee), 1995 nucleotides. The record is from RefSeq and is a predicted model, not a curated record. Lineage: Eukaryota; Metazoa; Arthropoda; Insecta; Hymenoptera; Megachilidae.
UUUUAGCGCAUUUUGUUAAUGCAGCAAGAGGUUUUAUUAGUAAUUAUGCUGCAACGUCUUGUCCUCUAGAUCAAUAGGUAGUAACGCCAGUUGCUCGAUCCGUCACAGUUUUUAAAAUUCAACAAUUUCAACAAUUUUCCGCUUCCCGCUAUGGUGGCAGACCUGUUCCCUCACUACGCCAUUACGCUUUUCUGUGUGAUCCGGGACAGUCGUGAGUGAAAUCGGUAAGAGGAUUUUGGUGGUUAGUAGCUAUUUACGUACGGUAAUGAGUGUAACACCCCGGGGAAGUUCACGGAGGCGAAGAAGCGAAACAGAAGACCCGUUUUCAAGGAAGUUGCGAUGCCUGGAAGAAGAAUACAGGCGGUCGCGUUCUCGACACGGGCGCACGAGAUCGCGGCGAAGGAGCUCGGACUCUAGCCAUAACAGACGAUCUAAUGCAGAUGACUUUGAUAAAGAGAAUGGCGAGCGUAUCGCAGGUAUAUACAGACGAACGUCACAUUCUAAUCAGAAUCAUUUAACCUCAUCCAAAAGGGACCGUUCAUCAAGUUUGUUUGAUGAAGUGAGCGGCGAGUGCCAUCGGCGAGCUGCGUCACGCUCGAGUCGGAGACAUUCGUAUUCGAGUGAGAAGGAUACGCAGAUUUCAGCGAUCGAGUCUGACAGAGAGGGCGGUGAGCGUAAUCCGAGAGAUACGUCACGUCCUAGUCACAUUUCACUUGAAUCGGCAAAACAGACCGAUGCCGAGGGAAUAGUAUCGGCCAUGGAACUGGACGAAGUGACGUUGGGCUUACUUGGAGAUGAUCCAGCCAAAGACACCCAAAAAGGUCCCGAUAUUCAUGUAGCUGUAGCGGAACGCUGGGAUAAAAUAUUGCGAGAUGGUCUAUCGAAAGAUCAAAAGCGCGAUCUUCAAGAAAAAUAUCCAACAAUUGGUAAUUGUCCACUAACCAGAGCGCCAAAACUUAACCCCGAAAUCAAGACUGCCUUAUCGGCGCUUGCGGGAAAAAAGGACCACUACCAGUACCUGGCCCAAAAUCAGCUGGGAGCGGGAAUUAAUGCUAUCGGCGCAGCAUUAACGGAGGUGUUAAAGGCGGAGAAAAGCAUUGAAUUGGCGGUCGAUUCCACAAAAUUUAUUGAACGCCUUGCCGAUGCAGGUAGAAUCCUAGCGGACUUGCACCAUGAUAUGUCAAAAACAAGAAAAUCCUUUAUUGUACCAGGAUUAAAUCCUAUUGUAAAACAGAUUGCGGAUGAAAGUCCGAUCGAUGGCCUAUUAUUUGGAGAAAAAUUCUCCGAAAAUCUCAAAGCCGCAAAAGUCAUGGAAAAAGCUUCCAAGGAUGUGAUAAAGCAAGGGGGGAGCGGCUACCGGAAGAGUAUUGGUAUCACGUCACGAGAUGAAAAUCGUAGAUACCAGUCUUCGCGUUGGAAGCAAAGUGGAUAUCCCAGCCAUCAUCAAGGCGAGAAGUUAAACUGGCGUCGUUCCUUCGGUAUGAGCUAUCGAGGCACUCAGCGGAAGGGACAGAAAUCGAAAGAACCUCGGCCCAAGGACAAUCGUCAGCACAAGGAUUAGACUUGACAACAACACCCGUUACGAGCGUCGCUUUCCCUGGUUGUCGGGAGAUUAUCGGGCAAGCGUUUAGGUUAAAAGGAGUGCCUCAAGACUCUAUUCCAGUGGUGAUGAAGUCCUUAUCAGACGGGACAAUCAAGCAGUAUCGAAAACCGCUAAAUUUAUGGUGGGAAUUUUGCCAAGAGAACAAGAUAUGUGCCUUUCAGGCACCAAUUCCAAAAGUUCUGGAAUUUCUAACGCGUUGUUUAAGUCAAACAAGAACAUGGCCGUGGCGUUAGUUGCGGGAGAGGAAAUAGGGCAACAUCCAAUAAUUAAAAGAUUUUUUCGAGGCGUGGCUCACUUACGGCCUCAAACUCCGAAAUAUGAGGAAAUCUGAGACCCCGAUCCAGUACUGUUAUUUGAGGACUCUUUGGCCCCACGAAGCAUUAACCUUUGAA